Molecule: messenger RNA, 3325 nt
Organism: Periophthalmus magnuspinnatus
Lineage: Eukaryota; Metazoa; Chordata; Actinopteri; Gobiiformes; Gobiidae
Gene: dcp1b
Product: decapping mRNA 1B
Exons: 10
Coding region: 207-2054 (615 amino acids)
Biological process (GO): deadenylation-independent decapping of nuclear-transcribed mRNA; deadenylation-dependent decapping of nuclear-transcribed mRNA; positive regulation of catalytic activity
Cellular component (GO): P-body
Molecular function (GO): enzyme activator activity; mRNA binding
Source: RefSeq, a predicted model, not a curated record
CACUCUCAGACCCAACAUGGCGGUUAGCUUGUGGAUAUCUGCUUAACACCCGCUUCAAACUGACAUUUCCCUGCUGUUUUUCGUCUUAAACCACAGCAGAGUUACGUCAGUGUGAGAUAUACUUUUGGUUUGAGGUGUUUGUUGUUUUAAUUUUGCUCACAGAGACGUUUAUAAAGCUAAAGCUAACUCCUCCUCCAUAAGGAACAAUGAGAGGCUCUUCUGCGGGGAGCUGUCUCGUCUCUAAAGGGCUGGACAUCAGUUUGGCCGCUUUAAAACGACAGGAUCCUUACAUUAAUACUAUCGUGGAUGUGGCCAGUCAAGUUGCUCUUUACACUUAUAACAACAGAGCAAACGAGUGGGAGAAAACGGAGGUGGAAGGCACGCUCUUUAUCUACACAAGGUUGGCUUCUCCGCGACACGGUUUCACGAUCAUGAACAGACUGAGCAUGGAGAACCUGACGGAGCCGAUCACCAAAGACUUGGACUUCCAGCUCCAGGACCCUUUUCUGCUUUACCGCAACGCACGAUUGGUGAUCCAUGGCAUUUGGUUUUAUGAUAAAGACGACUGUCAACGCGUCGCUCAGAGGAUGAAGUUUCUGACGCACCAGGAGCAGGUGCUGGCUCAGUCUCAGGGGGGAUGGUUGUCUCCUGCAGGAAGUGAAGGGAAACCUGUGGACAUUAUCCAGAUGUUGUCCAAGGCGCGCAACGAGUACGACAAGGAGAAAUCGUCAUCUGAGCCAAAGGAGAUAGGGGGCAGUAGUGUGCUUUAUGGAAACCCAAACUUGAUCAAGCCGAUUCCUGUUAAACCCAACACUCAGGAAAACGAGGGCAGUCUUUCUCUGGCCGCUCUUUUCGGGACUCAACCCAAACUCUCUAACCCCGCCCCUUCCUCUUCAUCGUCGUCGUCCAACUUCGCCAUCAUGACGUCAUCUACGAGCAAACCCAACCGUCCCCACGUGGUCCGCACUCUCACCUACGAAAACACGACGCGCCCGGGGCAGAACGACAACCCCGGCGAGCGUCCCGGCGUUCAAAAACCAAAACAGGACGGAGGAACGCGGCAGGCGGACCAAUCGCAGCACUGUCCGGCGAUUCAGAAGCUCAUGCAGGGGCAGAGGGGGACGCUACAAACGGUGUCGGAGUCCCCGGAAAACAGGCUCAGCGACAACGGCCACCAUUUUGUUGAGCAUCAUCAGGGGUUUCACCAGACGCCACCGCAUCAUCUGCACCACCAUCAUCAUCAUCAUCAUCAUCAUAACGUCCGCCAACCGCAGCCCGUUCCACCUCAGCUUCAGCCGCAGACGCAGCUCGACGCCAUCAAGAGACUGUUCCAGAGCCAGCCGCCGGUCGCAGUGGCGCCUCAGAGUUUUACGGUGUCGCGGAAUCCGGCCGUGCCACAGCCUGCGCCCGUCCAGCCGGCGCCCGUCCAGCCGGCGCCCGUGUUCUCCCAGCAUCAGAACCAACCCUUCGUCUUCAGCACGUCAGAAGAAGGGCAACAGAACAGUCACAUCGCGGCACAUUUAACAGGGUUCUCGGGGCAGAUGGCCGGGGUGGUGUCUCCUCACGAGCUCCUCCAGAAGCUGCAGAUCGUCCAGCAGGAGCAGAGCCGCGCCUCCUCUGACCCCCCUCAGCCCGGCCCGGCCCUCGCCCCCAGGUUCAUGGGCCCCUCCCACACGGACCCGCGAGAUCCGGGUCUGAACCAGGUCCCAAACCAGGUCCCAAACCAGGUCCCAAACCAGGUCCCAAACCAGGUCCCGAACCAGACGACAGCGGGACAGAAGGCAGCUCUGCAGUUUCAGGUCAUCUCUCCUCAGAGGAUCCCGGCGACUGUCGCUCCGUCGAUGCUUCUGUCCCCCAGCGUCUUCAGUCAAACCAAACCCAGUCCAGGCCCGGCUCAAGCCCCGAGACCCGGUCCAAAUCCGGUCCAGAUCCUGUCCAGGAGCCAACUGCAAGCCACACUCCUGCAUCUCAUUCAGAACGACAGCUCUUUCCUGGACUCCAUCUAUGAAGCCUACACCAGCAGAUUCUCCACGGACUCAUGCGGCAGAUACUGACUCUGCAUGGACUGCUAUGGUUCAUCCUGUAGCCACAAAACUUAAAGGGCCGGUGUGACGCGAAACGGACUCUCCUGAGCUUUAAUCCGUGUUAGAACGCCGUUAACGCGUCAAAAAACAGACCUGGACUUGUGUUUUCGUUUCAUUUAUUAUCUGUCCGUGACGUCUCUAAAGCUCAAAACGCGACGUUCCACCUUGUGAUGUCAUCGAGUGGUCGUUUUCAAAUGUUUUAACAGCUCCUUUUGCCUUUUAGUUUCGUAGAGAUUAGCUGAAACGAUCCAAAUGAUUCUAUAAAUGAAGGUGUGUGGAGUUUAAAAAGCACUUCCUGUAUCACCACUUGAUGACAUCACAAGGUGGAACGGAGCGUUUUCAGUCCGACAGACGAGCUCAGACUAAACAAUUCAGGUUUGUUUGUGCGUUUUUAAACAUUAGAGAUCAGGAAAAACUGUGUAAUUUGAGCCGUUUAAGAUCCACGAAGGCAAUACUCUGCACAAAACCUUUACUUUAUUGUUUAUUUUAGACACCAGCACAAACAUAUUUUUAUAAUCUCGCUUUUACUUUUCUUAAAUAAUAACAACUUUGACGUAAACAAGUUUCAACGAGGGCUUGCGGUUUUAUUUUUCAUACUUCAUACAUCGCAGCACAUUUAAAUUAUAACAUUUAAAGUUUUGUAUAAAGUAUUUUUUGUACAGACGCCAUAUUUUAUUAUUAUUAUUCUACGUUUCUUUGUCAUUUUAGCGACACAUUUGACCGUUUUGACCUUUAGAAACGACAGAACCACCUGCAGUUUUAUUCAAAUCUUUAAAUAAUACUUUAAAAAAACGACAAAAUUAAGAUUAAACAUAAAAAAAAACGUAUAAAUUCCAGCCAUGAUGAAAGUUGUAGCUGUUAUUUUGAAAUGAACAGGUCGUUUUAACGCGAGGAACGGCUCUACCUCACAGAUUUAUUUAAUUUAAAGAUUGUAUUUGGCUUUUUGACUGUUUAAAAUGGCCUUAUUAUAGAAAAACGACGCACUAUUUUAACACACACAGGGAUUCAAACGAUAUAAAGUCUCUACACAUGUUUCUAGAGUCUGUAUUUUAUGUUCAAAAUAAACUUUACAGAGGAAACUAUUUUUGUAAGUCCGUAAAAUACCAGCAGCUUCUGACGUAACUGGGGAUUUUUGAUUUUAAAAUGUCGUUUCUGUCGUUUUACAUUCUGAAUAUUUUACAGACAAACACAUUUAUGAGCAGAACAUUUGGAAAAAAACUGAAAUAAAACACUUUUAUCCU